Messenger RNA from Dermacentor albipictus, 2148 nucleotides. It is a transcript of the gene Vps24, whose product is annotated as vacuolar protein sorting 24. Gene Ontology annotation, biological process: endosome transport via multivesicular body sorting pathway; late endosome to vacuole transport; protein transport. Gene Ontology annotation, cellular component: multivesicular body; ESCRT III complex. NCBI's taxonomy places the organism in Eukaryota, Metazoa, Arthropoda, Arachnida, Ixodida, Ixodidae. The record is from RefSeq and is a predicted model, not a curated record.
CAGCUUCCGGUAUAGACCGUGGUAUAGACCUACUUCCUGUGUAAUGUUUGCUUGCAGCUGCAGUAGUAAAGAACUGGAGUAAAGCUAUACGAAGUAUCAACCGCUGCAACCAAAGUUACAAAUGUCCAUGUGAAUGCAUCGAAAUUAAGUGUUUGGAAUACCUAAUGGGACUGUUUGGGAAAACACCAGAGCGAUCGCCGAAAGAACAGGUGCGAGAAUGGACUUCAAAGCUGAGAAAAGAAGGGUACCAGCUGGAUCGCCAAAUUAGAGCUAUUCAGAGACAAGAAGAAGGUGUCAAGAAGUCUUUGAAAGAGGCCGCAAAAAAGAAUGACAAGGAGGUGUGUCUUAUCCUGGCUAAAGAGGUGCUUCGUGCUCGCAAAGCUAUCAAUCGGAUCCACGCCUCCAAGGCACAGUUGAACUCCGUCGUUAUGAGCAUGAACCAUCAGCUCGCUACCCUUCGGUUGGCUGGCUCAAUGCAAAGAAGUACUGAAGUUAUGAAGAGCAUGCAGCAGUUGAUCAAAGUGCCCGAAGUAGCGCAGACGAUGCGAGACCUGUCGAAAGAAAUGCUGCGAGCAGGAAUAAUAGAAGAAAUGCUGGAUGACACAAUGGAAGGCCUUGAUGACCAGGACGACUUGGAGGAAGAGGCACAGGAGGAAGUUGACAAGGUCUUGUGGGAGCUGACUGCAGGCCAGCUUGGCAAGGCCCCAACUGCUGUUACAGAAUCUUUGCCAUCUGAAGACAUCCAAGAAGCUGGUCCAUCGUCUGCCAUAGUAGAAGACGAAGAUGAUGUGACCAAGAUGCAAGAGCGAUUGCAGGCCUUGCGCAGCUGAAUUGCAGCCAGCCUGUGGCUUGUACACCAAGUAUGGUUGUUAUCAGUGUUUGCCAUGCCAUUAGAGUUGCAUUGUUCCUUGUUUCCUGCUUGUUGGCAACACGCAAACCUGUUCAGUCUCUCCUCAGGAUGGCAGUGAGGAUUGCAUGUUGAAUGAUGCAGUUCGAAAAUGCCAUUAGUUGUCACACAUAGAAAUCAUUGCGUGGUUUUUGGCAAUGAAGCAUUGUUUGAUACAUGUCAAGGCCACGUCGAGAUCCCACUCAGCUGCUGUCACACCCUUUUACAUUUGUGCAUUAUUAAAUCGGAAAAAGAAAACCAAUUGGCAAUAGCCAUCUAUGUACAGUUGCAUAGGUUAAGUGCGACGUUCAUUUGUUAUAAACAUGGAAGCACCUCUGUUUGUGAUGUCUGUUCUCAAGACUGGGUUGUUUCUAGGUAAGGUCAGGCAAUAACACCUGGUCAUUAUUUUUUAGUGAUCAUGAAAGUGAUGGAUGUAGCAGAUACUAGUUGUUCAAGGAAAAAGCGCAAGUGUGGCAAUGUUUCACAAAUGCUAAAGGCAUGUUGUGCAGGGGUUUAUUUUGUUUGCAGCGAAACAGCCAAAAUAAGCAGCCUCAGCAGGGCAUUGCAUAUCUUGACACAAGGAAAACCCAGUCAAGCUCAAGUUAUGCUCUAUCUUUCUAAAUUUCUUGUAAUUUUCUAAACAGCAAGGCGAUUCUUGACUGCCCAUCAUUCCCACCUACUUGCAGCUACUGUGCACACUAGCACCAGCAUUCCCUUUAGUCAUUCAUGCAACUAUGGUGACAAGUGCUGCAGCUAGCCAUCCAAGUCAGCCAGGUCUGUUCACAUGCAACUUAUAGAUAUGCCUUCACUGGCUUUUUCCAUUUUGAUUUUUUUCAACACGGUUCCCUAUAUGUAUACAAGUGUUUCAUUGGUGAAAAUUGCUUAUUCAAGUACAGCACAGCAUCUAUCACUAUCCUUACUCCAAUGUUUCAAACUAACUUAAGAAUGAGAAAGGGCAACCACAUUUUAACACAACAGGGACUGUGGAGGCUGUCCAAGGCUUCAAAAGGCUGUAACAUGUGUGGUGCUCCCCUGAACCCAACUUGCUACCCAAGCAUAGGUGCCGCCACAGUGGGGCAACACAUGCAACAUGUUCAAGAAAUUGCAGCUGCAGGCAACAGGUUUGCAAGAUUCGUUUCACUCAUUGCUAGAGUUUAAAAACCUUUGCUAAUAUAUAAACAAUGGGCAGUUGCAAGCUUUUGGUUUGUGUCCAUUAUGCACAGAAUUGUGCACUGCUGAAUAAAGUAUGCCUUCAAUGAAAA